AUGGCCGCAUUCCAGAACAAGACCGUCCUUAUCACAGGCGCGUCGGCUGGCAUUGGCGCCGCCCUCGCCGAACGUUUAUUCCCCAUCUGCGACGCUGUUAUCCUCACCGGACGGCGCGAGGCAAACCUCCAAUCCAUCUGCGCGGGGCACCCCAACGCUCAUUACCGCGUGCAUGACGCGACGGACCUGGCCUCCAUCCCCGCCUUUGCGGAAGAGCUCAUCUCCAGCUUUCCAAAGCUAGAUUGCAUAGUCCUCAACGCCGGCAUCCAGCGCUCGCUUGACUUCUCCAAGCCAGAGAAGAUCGACCUAAGCAAGAUUGACCUCGAAAUGACGACAAACUAUACCUCCUACAUCCACAUGCUCAAGUACUUCCUCUCUCAUCUGCUGAAGCAGCCUCAAGCCACAGUAGUGGGUGUGAGCAGCACGCUAGGAAUGGUCCCAAUCCCGCGCUGUCCAAACUACUGCGCGACUAAGGCGGCCCUGCAUCAUCUGCUCAUCAUCUUGCGGUACCAGUUGAGGGACACGAGAGUAAAGGUGAUUGAGAUAUUCCCGCCUGUGGUCAAGACCGAGCUGCACGCGCCGUUCAACCAGCCGGACCUCGCGGACGGAGAGGUGCCAAUGAGUAUCUCCCUUGAGGACUUUACCGAUGCGGCUUGGGCGGGGCUUGUGCAGGGCAAGUCAGAGAUUCCGGUCGGAUUCGCGAAUCGGUAUUACGAAACUGUCGAGCGUGUGAGGCAUAAGCAGCUUGAGAACGUGUUUGGUGGGAAGGCCAGCCUGGGAUCUAACUGA
Molecule: messenger RNA, 789 nt
Organism: Dacryopinax primogenitus
Lineage: Eukaryota; Fungi; Basidiomycota; Dacrymycetes; Dacrymycetales; Dacrymycetaceae
Product: NADP-binding protein
Exons: 4
Coding region: 1-789 (262 amino acids)
Molecular function (GO): oxidoreductase activity
Source: RefSeq, a predicted model, not a curated record